Messenger RNA from Chanos chanos (milkfish), 3706 nucleotides. RefSeq names its product S-adenosylmethionine sensor upstream of mTORC1 (gene samtor). The record is from RefSeq and is a predicted model, not a curated record. Bases 1 to 1176 code for a protein of 391 amino acids. Lineage: Eukaryota; Metazoa; Chordata; Actinopteri; Gonorynchiformes; Chanidae. The transcript is spliced from 6 exons. Gene Ontology annotation, biological process: negative regulation of TORC1 signaling.
AUGGACCUGCGGCACAAUGCAGAUACAGAGACGGUGUCAGAACUUUUCCCCACUUCUAGUUCGAAGGAAUUACGAAGCAAGAAAACGGAGCAGGAGAAAUUGUCUGGCGUUGUGAAGAGUGUCCAUCGAAAACUUCGAAAGAAAUACAUUGAAGUGGGAGAUUUUGAGAGGAUCUGGCGUGAACACUGUGAAGAUGAGCAGACCCUAAGUGAAUAUGCCAUGGCCAUGAAGAGCCUGGCCCGUAACUACUGGCCCAACAGCUGUGAGGGAGAGGGCCGGAUUGAAUGGUGCCGUAGUGUUUGUCAGGAGUACUUUCUGGACGGAGGCAUGAGGCGAAUGUUGGAGAAAGAUGAGAAGAUAGCGUGGCACGCCUCAGUUCUGAAUGGUGCCCCCCUGAGUACCCCUCCACUUUCUUCAGUUGUCUCCUUUGGACAAAACUUCCAGUCAGGGAAGAUGCGUUUGUUGGACGUGGGCAGUUGUUUCAACCCUUUCCUUAAGUUUGAAGAGUUCCUGACUGUUGGUAUUGACAUUGUGCCUGCUGUAGAGAGCGUCUAUAAAUGUGACUUCCUGAACCUGCAGCUGAAGCAGCCAUUGCAGCUGGCAAGUGACGCAUUAGAGGCCUUUCUGCGUCAGUUGCGCGGGCCCAUUGAGGCAUUGCCUGCACAGCUCUUCCACGUGGUGGUCUUCUCACUGCUGCUCUCUUACUUCCCUGCUCCAUACCAGCGCUGGCUGUGCUGUAAGAAAGCCCACGAGCUGCUGGCCCUGCACGGUUUGCUACUCAUCAUCACGCCUGACUCCUCCCACCAGGGCCGCCAUGCCCUCAUGAUGCGCAGCUGGCGCGUGGCUGUGGAGUCGCUGGGCUUCAAACGCUACAAAUACGUCAAGUUCUCUCACAUGCAUCUCAUGGCCUUCCGCAAGGUGUCCCCCACCACCAGCACUGACCUGGUGAGCCACAAUUACCCCAAGAUGCUCUACAUCCCGCAGGACUUCCACUCAUACGAGGAGGAUGGCUACAGCGACACACACGUGCCCCUGCGCUCUGAUUCUGAGGAUGACCAGCUGGCGUGCACCUUUGCCGAGCUGCCAGACACACCAUAUGACUCAGACUCAGGUGAGAGUCAGAGCAGCUCCGUUCCCCUCCAUGAGCUGGAUGACUCUGUCCUUCUACAGAGCUGAACCUUCCACACCGGCUUUACCACUGUCCUAACACCCCUGCCCUGCCCCCUUCUGUUCUCCACACCUGCUCCCCCAGGACUUCCACAGUGCUAAAUCCCCCACACCCUCCAUACCACUGCUCAGACCACACACUCUCUCCACUGCCCAGGCCAUGCCCCCCUGCCCCUACUUCCCAGACCAUGCCCUCUGUCUCUGCCUAGACCAUGACCUCUCCCUGCCUCCACUUUCCAGACCGCACCCACUCCCUGCCCUGCACUGCUUAGACCACAGCUACUCCCUGCCCCACUACCCAGCGCACACACUCUCCCCACAGUCCAGACCAUGCCCUUCCCCCACUUUCCAGACCAUGCCCUCUCCCCAAUGCCCAGACAUGUCAUCUUCCUACCCCCUGCUCCAGCCGCCCAGUGCUGCACAACCAAACACACUUGGUGCAUUCUCACCCCUCUUUUUUACACAAAUAAUGCGGUUUGCACCGAGAGAGAAAUAGAAAAUGUUUACAGGAGUGGGCAGCAUUUUUUUUCUUAAGCUGGUGGUUUUUUGUCUUGAGCUGGGAGGCACAACAUCUCACAUUCAAACACACAUAUUUACUUAUUUACAGAAAAAAACAAUAAAGUACAGCUUUUCUCUUAGAACAACUUGGCUUUGUAUGUUUAGCAGUUGACUGAUCCCAGGACAGAGGCUCUGCAUGUUAUCAACUUCUCAAAUGAACAGUACUCUGAAGUUUGUUCACUGCAGUCAGUAGUUGUAUGUGUGUUUUGUACCCUGAGCUGUUGUGUGGUAGAAGAGGCAGGUGCAGUUAGUGAGUCUAUUGUGUGGUAGAAGGCGCAGGUACAGUUAGUAAGUCUGUCAGGAUCUAGUAGUCUGACUAGGAUUUCUUGUUCUUCUCUUUCCAAAACCAGCUCUCUUUUCUCCGCUGUCUCUGAGCCAUAGGUCCUUUCUGAGUAACUGAAUAUUGCUCCUUACACAGACACUUACACAACCUUUUUAACUUUUAAACUGAUUUUACAAAUUAUCUUUAUAGCAUUUUAAGCUUUUUCAUAACUUAACAAGUGUGUGUCAUAGGUUUGCUAAUGUGGUUUUCUGAAGAACAGAGUAAGCUAGUAGUCACCCCAUAGGGUGAGACACAGCUCAGUGAGAAUUGUUAGAGGAGACUCCAGCUGCUGGGUGCCCGACCCUCCCCCUCUGGGUUUGGAUGCUCCCCUUUUCAUAGCGCCUGUUUGCAACUGAGCUUGUUGAAGAAGGCUGAGAUUAUUGUGAAUUCAUAUCUUAUAAAGGUUAACCAUGAAUAGACCCACUUAUGAAAAGAAAACACACUUUGAUUAUCUGUGUUUAUCAGACAUUCUUGAAUAUGCUGAUUGUUUACUUUGGAGGACUGUUUUCAAUGCAAAAUCUGAUUUCCAAACACAAUCUUACAUCAGUGUUUGAUUCUGAGAUGCUUUGUGUGUUAGAUACAGCCGACCGGGCUCUAACACAGGCUUUGUGUGUUAGAUACAGCCGACCGGGCGCUAACACAGGCCUCCAUAAAGGUUGGAGUUGUGCCGUGUGGUGAAUACCUUGCACUGAGCUUUUGUGUACUGUGACAUGAUUAACCUCAGUGAAGUUUUUGCACUAAUACUCCGCAGUCUUUGCUACUCUGUGCUGAGUGAAUUUCAACAAUAGCCUGUAUGCUAAUGAAGUAAGCGCUGUUAGAUGGGCAGUUUUUUUCUUAUGGGUUGUAGUAACACCAGGUUUACUCUAAUAGUUUGACAUGCUGCCAUCCUUGAAGGGUACCAUGUAGGAGCCCCCUGAUAACAGUUUAAGCACUUAAAACUGCAGUAUGUCAACAAUGAGAGACUGACAUUUUAGUGUGUAUUAGCACACUCUGCCAUGUGAUGUGGCAAUGCCACGAUGGAGGUAACAAAGCACAGAUUCCUCUUCUGGUUGUUAACAGUUGGCUGUUCACCUUGCAUCUGUAGUUUCUACAAAUAUCAAAUGAGCGUCCUCCCCAAAGACACUGUUCAUAUGUAGUCUUAUUGUUUUGUAGGAUGAGGUGUGUGUGUGUGAAUACAAUUUUUUUGUUUGGUUGGUUUUUUCUUUUCGGUGUGAGGCAUGUAGAGUUUUCCAGCCAGUUUUAGGUGGUGCCAAAGUAACGGGUCAAAUCAACAAGGCUUCUUACACAUUGUUCUGGUAAUUUGGUAAUAAUUACAAUAAUAAAGUAAGACAAUCAUUUUUUCUGUGUGUGUUUGUGUCUUACUCUUGACAUUGAAAUUCGACCAGUUCUCAUGGUGCCUCUGGUCCCAUUCCGGCCUCCAUGGUGAUAGUGAUGAGUCAUAGAUUAUGUUGCUAUGGUGAGCAUGAACUGACAGCUGUCUAAUUUCGUAUCGUGUCAGAUGAUCUUUGAUAGCAGUGUCAUUUCAUGAAUAUUUCAGUUUACCCAAAUUGCCACAAAUUAUUGUUGACCAAAAUAGCAUUACUGAUUCUGUAUGCAGAAUUCUUUCUAUGCAUAUUUGGUGUGCAGUCCCUGGAGGAAAGUAGAGAGGACAAUCCUAGU